AUGGCAUCAUUAAAACCCCGCGACUUCAAGAGCAAACUAGCUUUGAGCUCGUUGACCAAAGAACAAUUCCUAGAUGAAAUAAUCAAAUCAAGAAAAUCUCAAGCAGAAAGCAUUGAAAACUUUGCCUUCAAUAAAUCACGAUGCCGUGUCUUAUCGAAAACUAAGGACAUCGCUUCAAACUCCAAAGGUGUACUCUACUGGAUGAUAAGAGACUGCAGAGUGCAAGAUAAUUGGGCAAUGCUGUUUGCUCAACGUUUGGCCCUCAGAAAUAAAAUACCCUUGAUGGUUUGCUUUAGUUUAUUCGAGACUCACCUGCUGCAUCCUACAAGAAGACAUCAGCAGUUUUUAAUUGAUGGUUUGAGGCAAGUUGAACAAGAAUUAACCGGGCUUAAUAUACCAUUUUACCUUAUUAAAGAAUCUCCAAAAGAUUUAGCCAAAAUUGUUGCUGACAAUAAACUAGGGGGUGUUGUUUGUGAUUUUAGUCCGCUGAGAAAACCUAAAGAAUGGAUAGAUAUCUUAUUAAAAAACUUACCAGGGGAUGUACCAUUAGUUCAAGUUGAUGCUCAUAAUAUUGUCCCUGCAUGGAUAGCUUCCGAUAAACAAGAACAUAUGGCUAGAACUUUGAGACCUAAAAUCAAUAAAAAACUAUCUGAAUAUUUAACAGGAUAUCCUCAAGUUUUUAAGCAUCCUCAUACGGAAAAAAUACAAGUCAAAUGCCUUAAUAAGUUAGAUAAUGAUGAAAUUUCAAAUCUUAUUGAAACUCUUUGGGAAGUUGAGCCUGUAAGCAAUAAAGCAGGUUCUAAUGAAGGUCUAGAAGCCUUAUACAAAUUUCUUCAAAAUGGCCUCAAGCAUUAUGGAGUAACUAGCAAUGACCCAUCUAAAAAUCACACAUCAAAUUUAUCAUAUUGGAUUACUUUUGGACAAAUAUCAGCUCAACGUAUUGCCUUAGAAACUAAAAGCCUUGAAUCAAUUUAUAAAGAGCAAGUGGAAAAAUAUCUUGAAGAAUUAAUUGUCCGUAAGGAACUAGCUGAAAAUUAUUGCCUCUACAAUAAAAACUAUGAUAGUAUUGAAGGGGCAGCUGAUUGGGCUAAAAGCUCACUUAUAUUACACAAAUCUGAUAAACGUACCUACACUUAUACACGAGAAGAAUUAGAAAAAUCUCAAACUCAUGAUGAAAUGUGGAAUGCAGCUCAACUUCAAGCAUUAAAAGAAGGAAAAAUACAUGGCUACAUGCGAAUGUAUUGGUGUAAGAAAAUCUUGGAAUGGACCAAAUCGCCCGAAGAAGCCUUGGAAUUUGCUUUGUGGCUGAAUGACACUUUUGCAUUGGAUGGAAAUUGUCCCAAUGGCUUUGUAGGGGUUAUGUGGUCGAUUUGUGGAGUGCACGAUCAGGGUUGGAGGGAAAGAGAGAUAUUUGGGAAGAUUAGGUUUAUGGUGGAUUAUAGUUUGAGGAAGAAGUAUGAUAUGGAUGCUUAUUGUGCUAGAUAUGGAAUAGGAAUGAAAGAGGGUGAUAAAAAAUGGAAGAAAGGAACGAAAAGGAAGUUAGCAAAAUAG
Ceutorhynchus assimilis (cabbage seed weevil) is the source of this 1551-nucleotide messenger RNA. The record is from the annotation of a GenBank genome assembly. NCBI's taxonomy places the organism in Eukaryota, Metazoa, Arthropoda, Insecta, Coleoptera, Curculionidae.